ACUGUCUGGUCUUUCUCUUUUCCGUCGUGUCCGCGGAAGUCUCGCGUUACUCAAAGUAGCUUCAAGCUAACUGCCACUACAGUUGCUCAAGACAAGCAAACAAACAAAAAAAAACAAGUUUAUCCCCUAAAAGGAAACACAAGGGCCUCUUUUGAGGAGGAUAAACGUUCGUUCUGAGGUCGCCUUUGAGAGCCGAGUGACGACGAAUCUCCUACCGAGUUCGUACCUAUAUACCUGAACCCUGGCCGCGGACGGGCGUGGCUCCUCAAUGAAGAUGUCCCUGGUGCAGCGAGUGUUUCUGAUGUGGAUCUUCAGCCUCAUCUUCCUCAUCAUGCUGGUCCUCAAGCUGGAUGCCAAAGUGCACUGGAACUGGUUCCUCAUCUUCCUGCCCGUGUGGUCGCUCGAUGCCAUCCUUGUCCUUCUACUGCUGCUGAAACUGGCCGGUCGGUGUAAAGGCGAUGCGGAGCAGCGCGAGGGCGACCCCGGUGCGGCCCGCCGGUUGUGGUACCUGGCGGCCGUGGGGCUGAAGGUGGGUUUCUGCCUGAGCCUGUGCUCUCGCCUGCAGAGGCUGACGGAUGUGUGGCUCAGUGUGGUGUGCGUGCCCCUCUGGGUUCUCCUCGGGGGCGCCCUGGUGGAGCUAGGACGCGGCGUCUUUCGCUCACGCAGGGACUAAACUUGAGCAUUCUCCUUGCACGCACUUUUUUUUUACAACGGACUGCUUUUUAAAAAAAGUCACUUUACACAUCCUUGAAAUGAAUUGAUUUGGGGCUUUUCCAAAAGUCACUCAGUAGCACCAACUUUAAAGUUGGGGCCCGGGGGGAAUCCCAGGACACCGUUAACAGCUUUCAACAUGAGUUUUGGUGAACAGAUCUAUGAAAAAAUUGAUCCACGAAAAAUUCAGGUACCCAUGUCUGAAAUUGAACAAGGAGGCAACGCGUUUGUUUCAUCUGUGCUUGUAGCUCUACUGAAUUUCGAAUUUUUAAUUAACAAAUGAAUCAUUUGUUGGGGGUUGAGGGGGUCUUAGCAUUCCCCAAAACUCAUUUUGUAACCAUGUAUUUUAAGGUUUCUGAACUUGCCUCCUUUGAAUCAUAACUUGUAAAGGAGUAGUUGUAAAGGAGUAGUUAGUGAUUUUAAAGUAAAGUUCUAUUUUGUGAUGUCAUAUUUAUGAAUUAUUAACACAUACGUACCAUUACAAUGUAUUUUUUUGUCAUCUUCCAUGUAUUUCCAUGUAAAAGUCUUCAUACUUACAGAAGUAAUGCUUGUGUUCUGUUCUUUUGAUUUUAAUAUAUUUAUUGUAUUGUAUUACAACUUUUCUGAAAGUAAAAAAAAACAAACUCAUAAUAUGGCUCUCAAAAAGAAUGUUUCUUGGUAGUGUAACUAUUUUGCAAAAUGUGACUUUUCCCGGCGGCCCGGUUGUUGAGUGGUUAGCACAUUGACUUCACAGUGCAGAAGGUAUCGGUUUCAUUUCCAGCUCCGGCCUUCCUGUGUGGAGUUUGCAUGUUCUCUCUGUGCUUGUGUGGGUUUUCCCCGGGUCCUUCCACAUUCCAAAAACAUGCAUGGCAGGCUGAUUGAACAUUCCAAAUUGUCCCUAGAUGUGAGUGUGAAUAGUUGUAUGCCCUGCGAUUGGCUGGCAACCGGUCCAGGGUGUUCCCCGCUUACUGCCCGAAGACGGCUGGGAUAGGCUCCAGCAACCCCCCGCGUCCCUAGUGAAGAUCAAGCGGUUCGGAAAAUGAAUGAAUGACUUUGCCCGCCAUGUUAAAAAAAUUACAACUUCACUCUUGCACAAUCAUUUUAAUAUAUUAAUUUGGUUUAUAAUGAAAAGCGAUUUGAAUUGGAAAAAUUGGUCUUGAUUUAACCAAGCUGAAUCAUUUUAAAAUGUACCGUCCUUGAAUUGUAUCCCACCCUGUAAAUCGAGAUAUGUUUCGAAUCCCCCCCCCCCCACCAUACAAUUCAGACAUUACUACUUCAUUGUUGUAACACUUUCACAUUACCGUUUUAUUCGAUCGUGAUGCUCAUAAAUGAUUUUAAUCUUGUGACGUAACUGGACCUAAAAUUUAUUAUAGUCCAAGUAACAUUUUCUUGGAAGCAAUAUAUAAAACGUGUUGUCAGAUACAGCGUAAUUAUUUUCAAAACUUUUAUAUUGUAAAAAAACUUUCCACAUUUUUGCAAAAUGAUCCCCCCCAUAUGUUGUGACACUCAUAACAAUUGGAGUGUCACAGCUUUAUUCUUUAACCCUUUCAGGGACAGCUGUUACAACAGUGGACAUCUUAUCAUGUUAUGAGGUUAUAGGGUGCAGGACAUGCUUCAUCCGUAAAACACCCAUUUAUACUCUGGGUCUUGGUUUAAUGAUUUUUUUCUCUCAAUUUCUUGUUUUAUUAGUCUACUUUGGCUUUUGUUCAUGUUACAAAAAAUUCUAUUUACCCAUCCAGCCCCAGUUUUCAUAAAAUUGCCUUUCCUUUUGACAUUGCAACUUUAUUCUUGAAAUAUUAAAAAAAAUCCCCCUUAUAGAAGCUAAUUUGUAACAUUACAACUUUUGUUUCGCAUCACUACCACACCUUAUUAAUUUUCUUAAGACAAGGAAUAUUCUUUCUUCUUUGGGGUAUUGCACAAUAAGGACAGUGGGAAAAGAUACAGAUGGCUGCUGGAGGAAUUGACUUUUCAGGGUCUUGAUAAGAGAAAAUGCAAACUCAGUGUGACACUUGAAUGCAAAACAACUCUUUGGCGCACAGCUGGUGCCUUUUGGAGCAAAAGGCAAUAACUAAAUAAAAUAUUUUAUUGCGAAUAGAA
Hippocampus zosterae (dwarf seahorse) is the source of this 2787-nucleotide messenger RNA. Its product is annotated as transmembrane protein 60-like. The record is from RefSeq and is a predicted model, not a curated record. The transcript is spliced from 2 exons. NCBI's taxonomy places the organism in Eukaryota, Metazoa, Chordata, Actinopteri, Syngnathiformes, Syngnathidae. Bases 269 to 673 code for a protein of 134 amino acids.